AUGGUGCGGGGACGAUCAGAUACAGUACGUUUAGUUACUCGAUUGCAUGAGAUAACAACAUCAUCUGGAAAAAAACGAUUAUCACGCAAUCUUGAUUAUAAGAAAUUAUAUACUGAAUUUAUUCGUGAAUAUAUUAAUUUAGGUCACAUGACUCGCGUUAAUACUUAUCCCAAUUUACACUAUUUUUUACCGCAUCAUGGCGUCUUUCGAGAACACAGCACGACUACAAAGCUCCGUGUAGUUUUCGACGCCAGCGCAGUAACCAGUACCGGUAAAUCGUUCAACGAUAUUCAGCUCGUCGGUCCUCCAAUACAAGGAGAUCUUUUAGUGAGCAUACCUAGAUUGGAAUUAUGCAGGGCUUUAUUAGGAGCUCAGUUAUAUAAGAUACGCACAUCACUAACUCGUGAGUUUGAUGACGUCAUAUUCUGGACCGACUCAACGAUAGUGUUAGGCUGGUUACACAUGGCACCUUCAUUGCUUAAGACAUUUGUUCAGAACAGAGUCGCUGAAAUUAACGAACUUACAAAUAGUUACACUUGGCGUCAUGUUGCUGGCAAGGAGAACCCAGUUGACCUCGUCUCACGCGGAGUGAGUUUAAAAGACUUAGCAUCGUUAACGUUUUGGUGGGAAGGCCCUACUUUUUUACAUAAUUUUGAUUUUCACAAUAAUACACAAUCAAAUAUUCAUAUUCCAAUUCAAGAACUCCCUGAAGUUAAACCUAAUAAUAUUUCACUAGUUACAAUUGCAUCAUAA
Messenger RNA from Leptidea sinapis, 753 nucleotides. RefSeq lists its product as uncharacterized. The record is from RefSeq and is a predicted model, not a curated record. Bases 1 to 753 code for a protein of 250 amino acids. The transcript is spliced from 4 exons. Lineage: Eukaryota; Metazoa; Arthropoda; Insecta; Lepidoptera; Pieridae.